AUGGGCUCGUCAACGACGCAGACACCAGUUCUUAUUGCAGGAGGGGGUCCCACUGGUCUCUUUCUGGCGUUACGCCUUGCCCGGGCGGGGAUCCGGACGGUGGUGUUUGAGCAAGACACCGAGCUCUAUCCCACGCCUCGUGCAUUGGGGUAUUUUGGCCCGUCACAGUUCGCUCUUCAAAACGCAGGGAUCUGGGAAGAAGUUCGAGACAAAGGCUACCUGCUCAGGGGCCUCUCGUGGAGGAAGACUACUCAGCAGAUAUCUCCAGACAUCCGAAGCUGGGGUCCUCUGAUUGCUUCUUGGGACCUGACCAAAGGAUCCGCCUCGAAGGAGGGUGAAUGUGGUUACGGCAUGACGAUCCUCGGACAACAUCGGUUGAGGGAGAUCAUCCUGGCCAAUCUAACCGCCUCGGGGCUUUCCCACAUCUAUUUCGGUCACAAAGUUAUCGGUGUUGGCCAGGACCAAAAUUCGGAAAAUGUGAAUGUGACGGUCCUCGACGAGCAAGGUGGCCAGCGUUCCUUUGAGGGAUCAUAUCUGGUGGCGGCCGAUGGAGGAAAGUCCACAGUACGCAAACUGCUCGGCUUGUCCCUUGACGGAAUCACUUGGCCUCAGGUUCUAGUGGCGACGGACACUUGGGUCGACCUUCCAAUGCCCGACGAUGGCCCUCCAUUUGCGUAUAUUGUUGAUCCAGUGGACUGGGCUCUGUUUAGCCCCAUACAACGGCCGUCUGAGCAUGGACCCAGCUACUAUCGCAUCACUGUGGCCAUGUCUCACGAGCAGUGUGAACCAGACGUUCUCGACCAGAAUCUGAGACAGAAACUGGAAAGGUUGAUUCCUGGCCCGCGACCAGCCAAGUAUGAGGUGAUACGGUCGCAGAGGUACGAGACUCAUCAGCGAGUUGUCCCAUCCAUGCUCUCUGGGAGAUGUAUGCUGAUCGGUGAUGCGGCGCACCUGAACAAUCCCUGGGGAGGACUGGGUCUCAGCACGGGCCUGCUUGACGCGGACUCCCUGGCCGACGCCCUAACACACGUCCUGAGUCAAGGUGUAUCGACAUCAAUACUUCGACGCUGGGCCGAUGCGCGAAGAGAAGUGUUUCUGAAACUCGUCAGCCCGAUUUCUUCGGCAAACAAGCUUCGCUGUCAUGAGACAGAUCCAGACAAUCCCAACUCCGAUCCUUUCUUUGAGAUGCUCAGAAAGGAGGAUAACGAGCAGGAAUUGGCGGCUUUGAUGUCGGACAUGUCAGAAAUGGCUACCGAUGUGUCGCAGCUCAUAGAAGUUCAAAGCCUGCGAUCAAACCGCUCUCACAGUCGAGCUGUUGCACUGUCCACGAUGCUCUGUGAAAUCUGCGACCAGAUCCCAUUCGGAGAGUUACCAUCAGAAGAGCAAGAUGCUUUACCGCAUCAUGCUAGCCUCGACGCAUUAGAAGCCUCUAAAGAGUCAUGCGCGAUAUGCAGGCUCAUCUGGUGGGCGGCAGGCUGCUCCUUGGUGGAUAUUGGUGGAAUGGUGGCAUUCAGACCUGGCGUGGAAUACCCUUCGGGCCGCAGAAUCAUGACACGAGAGACCGAGAGCAAUUAUAGCUCCCUAGGAAGUUUACGUGCCAUGGAGAAUGGCGCAUCCAUGUUUGACAAUUCCGACCCAGAACCUGACCUUCGCAAACCAGCCUUUCUGGAUCCUCGACAGCGCUUUCCGGCUGAGGAGGAGAGCAGUGGCAAGAUUCGACCAUGGCUCUUUGGCAGCUGGUACAUGUCCCCCUUCACAGAUCGACCGCUUCAGUUGAUAGGCCUCGGUGUGAGGCUGGGUACAGGACCUAGUGUGGAAGAAGCUGAAGGCAAUAGUAACGAGGAUGUUCGCAUGAGAGGGACAUUCCUCAGGAUCCGUACAGACGACGAUGCCGACCUAGCUAUAACAGUCCCAGGCAGGCUUCGAACGAAUCAUCAAGGUUCUGCGAUCGCGCUGCAGCGAAUUAAGAAAUGGUUGAAAGAUUGCAAUGACGGCCACGACUGCAAUCGAAGUCAUUCCUGUUCAGACAAACCUUCGUCACCACCAUUACCGACUCGAGUCGUCGACGUCAAUGGUCCAGGAGAUACUAUUCGGCUCGUGGAGACCAAUGGCCGACACGGACACUACGUAGCCCUCAGCCAUUGCUGGGGGCUCUCGCACCGCAUUACAACAACAAAGAAGACAUACGCAGACAAUUGCAAAGGUAUCUCGCUCGAUGGACUACCGGCAACUUUUCAACAAGCUGUCACCAUUACUCGCGAGCUUGGGGUUCCUUUUCUGUGGAUUGAUUCCCUAUGCAUCAUACAGGAUGACGAUUUUGACUGGGAAAUGGAGGCUUCCAGGAUGGGCAUUGUCUACUUUGCUUCUUACCUGACACUGUCAGCUAUGAGCUCAGCAGAUGACUCCUCUGGCUGCUUUCGCGAUGGGUCGAAGCCAAUGGAAGUGACGUACUCCAGACCAUACAUCUCCGUCGAUACUCUGUCCACAGGAAGACGAUGCAUACCGCUCGCGGCGCCUCUGGUGGUAGACUAUACAGGUGAUGGGGUUGUCUGCAGGACAUUCAAUAACAUGUUCGGCAUGCGUGGCACCCAGAAAUCUCGGGUGUACAUCACUCCGGAGUGGAUGCCAUCAUCUCUGAAACAGAAACCAAGGAUAUAUGUUGUUGGAAGCUUUGGGGCAACGGUCCAGCCAUUGAAGCACGAGCCGUUGAACAAGCGCGGAUGGACACUUCAAGAGCGACUGCUUUCUCCGCGAACGUUGCACUUUGGAACCGAGGAGCUCUACUGGGAAUGCGAGCAAUAUGUGCUGGCCGAGGAUGGUGCCCUUUUGCGUAGAGAGUUUCCCACGUUAUCGAGGGUUGUCAAGUCAUUCCCAGGCUCGAAUUUCGUUGCUGACGGCUGCGUCUCCAAAUCCGGAUCGGACGACAAGGAAAACAAUGCAUCCACCUGGCCCAACGUCUGGCUACGUCUGGUUGAAGAAUACACUUCUCGCAACCUGACACGAGACAACGACAAGCUGCCUGCUCUGUCAGGUAUCGCGAAUACUGUGGGCACUCUGACAGGGGACGAGUACCUCGCUGGUCUCUGGCGCAACGAUCUUCUCCAACACCUUUGCUGGUCAAUAGAGACGUUCGAGCCAACUCAUCAGUGUAGUGACCCAGCACACGAUGCGGCAAUGCCUCCCCCGACCAAGUCAGAGGUGAGGUAUCCGCCGAAAUAUCGCGCACCAUCUUGGUCUUGGGCCAGCCUGGACGGGAAGGUGAAUUUCCAUCCUCUCAAUAGAAAGAAUCUGAGGGCUCGGUGUAUCUGCGCACAUGUUGAUAUUGCGGGAAAAGAUCGAUACGGCAGGGUCAAGAAGGGCUGGAUCACGCUGGAGGCCCCGCUAUACCUCCUCCAAGCCGCCGAAUCGGAUGCAAAAUAUCGCAAACUCCACCCAAUGUCGACCGAAGUGGACAUUCUUGUUGCCGGCGACACCAAGGGAGCAGCAGUGCAUGGCCGCGGCUCCGCAACCUUUGACGACAAGCCUCAUUUCCCCAGUUUCGCCCUCAUGAUCGACGGUCAGCAAGGCCUAGUUCUCAAGGCUAGGGAGCUAUGGGAGUUUGUCAGGAUUGGGACAGUCAUGUAUGGGCCCAUGCAAAGAGGUGGAAGGGCCGCUGAUGGUAGUAACACUGUGGAGGAUAACGAGUCUGCCGAGCUUGUGAAUGGUGGAGGCUACUCGGCAGCGGAAAUCACUGCACUAUCGAUAGCAAAGGGGAUGGCGCAGAAGAUCACCAUCUAUUGA
Fonsecaea nubica is the source of this 3780-nucleotide messenger RNA. RefSeq lists its product as hypothetical. The record is from RefSeq and is a predicted model, not a curated record. The transcript has 6 exons. Gene Ontology annotation, molecular function: FAD binding. Lineage: Eukaryota; Fungi; Ascomycota; Eurotiomycetes; Chaetothyriales; Herpotrichiellaceae. Bases 1 to 3780 code for a protein of 1259 amino acids.